Messenger RNA from Closterium sp. Yama58-4, 2655 nucleotides. The record is from the annotation of a GenBank genome assembly. Lineage: Eukaryota; Viridiplantae; Streptophyta; Zygnematophyceae; Desmidiales; Closteriaceae.
AUGGCUGUCGGCGGUGCAGGCGGGUUGGUGGCGACAGAUUUUUCCAUCUUUCCCGCUACACAGAGCCACUAUAUUCCUGACCAGGGAUUGCCAGGGGACUAUGGCAGGGAUUACCGAAGCGCUGGCGAUGCAGGUGCUGAAAUCCGGUCGCCAGGAGAGGGGAGGUUGUGGAAGCGACGAGCGGGCGACAAGCCGACGGCAGCGUCGCAGGCGACCUUGGCGACGCCGUCGUCAGCGGAGCAGCUGUUCGCGUCUCCGUCGCCAUCCAAGCGCCGUUCGCCGCUGCAACUCACGCCUAGUUCCGCCCCGGCCAGGUCGCGAGGCGGCGACCGCUUCAUCCCGAACCGCGGCGCCAUGGACCUGGGCGUCGCGCAUUUCCACCUCGUCGACGAGCCGCGCUUGCAGCACCAGGGGCAGCCGGGGCACCCCGAGCUGUUCACUCCGCCCCCGCAGCAGCAGCAUCAUCAACAGCAGCAGCAAUCCCCGUCCGCAGCGGCAUCCGCCGUUGUCUCGCCGCUUAAAGAGAAUUACAAGAAGAAGCUAGCCGAGAGCUUUUUAUCGCCUAGUCCGGGAAAAAGCCCCUCUCAUCGGGUCAAGAGGCUAGGUAGUGAAGACGCGGGGGAGGGUUCUCCGGUUGGGGGGAAGAUCUUUGCGUUUUUUAGUUCCGAUUCGGGCGGCGGCAGCAGCACCAACUUGCUCUCGGAACGCGCGACGAAUCUUCCGCUUCUGGGCCCCGUUCUUCUUCCCGAGUCGCCUUCCAGCACACCGGCGAGGAGAUUACGGCAAAUAUCUCUCGCGUCGGAGCGCAUUCUCGACGCGCCCGAAAUAGUCGACGACUACUACCUCAAUCUGCUUGACUGGUCGUCGCAGAACCAGAUCGCCGUCGCGCUCGGCACGACGGUCUACCUCUGGUCUGCGACGUCGGGCGACAUUCACCAGCUCGUGCACGCGGACGGGCCCGACGACUACGUGACGAGCGUCGCGUGGGCCAAGGACGGGCGGCAUCUCGCGGUGGGGUUGAACAGCAGCGAGUUGCAAAUCUGGGACGCGAGUCGCUUGCGGCAAGUGCGGCGGCUGCAGGGGCACCGUGCGCGCGUGGGCAGCCUCGCGUGGAACGGCCACAUGCUGUCGUCCGGGAGCCGCGAUAGCAGCAUUCUCAACCACGAUGUGCGGGUGCGCGACCACGUGGUGAGCGCGCUGCGCGCGCACGAGCAGGAGCCCUCUCACCUUUCUCUUUCUUCCUGCACUCCCUCAUGCCCGUAUUCUCUGCUUCCCACCCCGAUGCUUCCCUAUUCCGCCUCUCUCCCUCCGCUGAUCUCCCCUGUUCCGCCCCUCCUCCCCCCCACAGCGCGCUACCUGCACCGGCUGACGGCGCACCAGGCGGCAGUGAAGGCGCUGGCGUGGUGUCCUUUCCAGAGCCACCUGCUGGCGUCAGGCGGAGGCACAGCGGAUCGCUGCAUCAAGUUCUGGAACACACAGACAGGCGCGCUCACUCACUCCAUCGACACGCACUCACAGGUGUGUGCGCUGGAGUGGAGUCGGCACGAGAAGGAGAUCCUGUCAUCACAUGGGUACAGCCUGAACCAGCUGUGCCUGUGGCGCUACCCAUCCAUGGCCAAGCUCGCUGAGUUCACUGGCCAUACCGCCCGCGUGCUGCACCUCGCUCAGAGUCCGGAUGGGUACACUGUGGUCUCAGCUGCUGCAGAUGAGACACUGCGAUUCUGGAACGCGUUUGGGGACCCGGAUGGGGAUAAGAGGAAGGGAGGGGUGAAGGGUGGAGGAAGAGGAUCCUUGCUUGCUUGCUCACUCACUCACUGCAACGCCAUCAAACUCAUCUCCAUUCCAUCCCAAUCACUACGUGUAAGUGCAUGCCAAAUCCCACUCACUCAAACCCCCUUCUCUGCCCGCAUUACGUCCCUUCCCUGCAUUGCGUGCGUGGCGCGCAUUCGUUGCAUGCCCGUCGGCGGCGGCGGCGGGGGCGUGUGCGAGCAGGGGCAGGAGCCGAUAAAGUGGGACCUGGAGGAGAUGGAGCGGCACCUGGCAGAACCCAACUUCAACGGCGAGCCCGUCAAGGUGGAGAUCUUCUACUCGUGGUUCGACAGCUGCUUCUACCCUCUCGUGCGCUCCCAUCUGGAGCACCGUGACAAGCUGCUUUUGCCCGCCCUCACUGAGCGAAUCAAAGAGCGGCCCCCGAACGAGGUAUCAGCGCCGCUGUUCCAGGCGAUAGAGCUGAUGGACGAGGUGAAGCACAUGCGCAACGACUUUGACCACGCACAGAUGGACGACCGCCCCAAUGUCGCUGAGGUGUUGAGGCAGAAGCUGACUCAGCUGUCCCGUAUCUUCCACCGGCAAUUCGACGCUGAAAUGGAUUUCUACCCUUCGAGGGUGCGGCAUGCGUUCAUGCCCACGGAGGCAGAGAGCAUCAUAGUGCAGGCGGAGAGCCACGUGGGUUUCUUCCUCGCCUCCACACGCCUGCCCUGGAUCUUCCACGGUCUGGAGAGGUGGGCAAGUCCAGGCAAGCCUGAAAAGUUUUUGGAGCGGUUACCGUGGGUGCACAGGUUGCUGCUGGAGUACUGGUGGGAGCCGGUGUACCUGCGCUGCAACUGGCUGCUGCUGCAGUCACUAGCAGAUCCAGUGGAGGAGGAUAAGCUGUGA